Molecule: messenger RNA, 1045 nt
Organism: Labrus mixtus (cuckoo wrasse)
Lineage: Eukaryota; Metazoa; Chordata; Actinopteri; Labriformes; Labridae
Gene: pno1
Product: partner of NOB1 homolog
Exons: 7
Coding region: 40-786 (248 amino acids)
Cellular component (GO): nucleolus
Molecular function (GO): RNA binding
Source: RefSeq, a predicted model, not a curated record
UCUUCUCCAGUUUAAGUUUGAUUUAAACUAUUUCACAGGAUGGACAGUGGUAAAGAUACCACCCCAGACGCGGGUGCUGCCAUUGAGAGUAAAAAUGACGCAGAUACUUUCACAAAGGUGAAGUCUAAAAAGACUCAGAAACGAAAACGUGAGAAAGAUGCGGCGGACAUGGACACAGAAGAGCCCGUGGCGAGCAAGAGACCACAGUUUCCACCAAUAUCAGGCGACAAAUUAAAGGGACCAGAUGAAAUGCGCAAAAUCGCGGUCCCAGCUAACAGAUACACGCCACUGAAGGAAAACUGGCUGAAGAUUUUUACCCCAAUAGUAGAGAACCUACAGCUUCAAGUUAGAUUCAACCUCAAAACUAGGAAUGUUGAAAUCAAAACUUGCAAAGAAACACAGGACAUUGGCUCCCUCACUAAAGCAACCGAUUUUGUUAGAGCAUUUAUUCUGGGCUUCCAGGUUGAAGAUGCCUUAGCUCUAAUCAGAUUAGAUGAACUUUUCCUCGAGAGCUUCGAUGUCACAGACGUGAAACCUCUGAAGGGAGACCACUUAUCCAGAGCCAUCGGAAGAAUAGCAGGCAAGGGAGGAAAAACCAAAUUCACCAUUGAAAACGUCACAAAGACUCGCAUUGUGCUCGCAGACACGAAAGUUCACAUUUUAGGAUCUUUCCAGAAUAUCAAGAUGGCCCGGACAGCAAUAUGUAACUUAAUCUUAGGAAGUCCACCUUCAAAAGUCUAUGGCAACAUCAGGGUUGUGGCAAGCCGGACAGCCGAGAGAUUCUGAAUUCUCAUCGGCUGCUGUGUGUAUCUAUCCUUUCACCACAUUGGCCAGUAUAUUACCACUUUGGUCUGUGGUGAUAUGAUGAGACUGUUUUGGACUGACCUCCCAGAAUCCUCUGUAAUGGCUUCACGUUUGAAGCUGUCGGCUGGUUCUAUGCUAACGUGUUUGGAUCAGUUGAAGCAAAAUCUUGAUUCAUGCAUUAAAAAGUGUAAUUACAUGUAAGCAUGGGUUUGUGUAAAUAAAUAAAUUCAAUCCCCAGUGA